This is a messenger RNA of Musa acuminata AAA Group (dessert banana), 600 nucleotides long. RefSeq lists its product as uncharacterized. NCBI's taxonomy places the organism in Eukaryota, Viridiplantae, Streptophyta, Magnoliopsida, Zingiberales, Musaceae. The coding region runs from base 1 to 600 and encodes 199 amino acids. The transcript has 4 exons. The record is from RefSeq and is a predicted model, not a curated record.
AUGGCUGAUCAAUUAGCAGACUCACUCACGAAACCUCUCGUUCCUAAACUUUUCGUUGCAUUGGUCCAAGAUCGGAAGCAGUGCGUGCACAAGUUUACCGUGUUUGAUUUCCUAAAAGAUCUAGUGAGCAACGUUCCAGAUGUUGGUGGUUCUGAUGCAGAUCCUGAUGAUAAAGCCAGCAAGAAAAGGAAAGCUGCAGACGAAGACAAUUACAGUGAAGAGGAGACAAAGAGGAGCAACAAUGAAGCCUGUCGCAGCAGCAGCAGCAGCGGCGGCAGCCGCAGCCGAAGGGGCCAAGGGAGGAGGUGUCGUGGAAAAGGGCGUGGUUCUCUUGUCGUCGAUGGAGUCGAGAAGGGCAGUGUUGACUUUAACAUAUAUGAAGAUGAUCCUGGCACUCAACAUGAUGACGAACUCACUCACAGUGAAACUGAUCGAGAUAUGGCAACAGCAUCUGAAGAAAAUUGUGUUACCAGUAGCAGCGUGCGUGCCACUGUUGGGAACUUUGACUUGAACUUGGAUUUCAAUGACAUCGAGAAGAUAGCACCAGCCUCAGCUACAACCGCAGCAGCUAUGGCAACAAUCUUUAAGGUAAGUGUCUGA